This is a messenger RNA of Budorcas taxicolor (takin), 2690 nucleotides long. It is a transcript of the gene SLC25A23, whose product is annotated as solute carrier family 25 member 23. Gene Ontology annotation, biological process: transmembrane transport. The transcript is spliced from 11 exons. Bases 101 to 1717 code for a protein of 538 amino acids. The record is from RefSeq and is a predicted model, not a curated record. Gene Ontology annotation, molecular function: calcium ion binding; ATP transmembrane transporter activity. NCBI's taxonomy places the organism in Eukaryota, Metazoa, Chordata, Mammalia, Artiodactyla, Bovidae.
GCGGAGCUGGCCCUGCAGGGCCCCGGGGGGGGAGGGGGAGCCGUCAAGCCCCCGCUGAGGCCGCCGCUGCUGGGCCUCCCCUCCCCCCCGGGCUGGCGCCAUGCGGGGGGGCCCGGGCGAGGCCGAGCGGCGUCAGCGCUGGGGUCGCCUCUUCGAAGAGCUGGACAGUAACAAGGAUGGUCGCGUGGACAUCCGCGAGUUGCGCCAGGGACUGGCCCGGCUGGGCGGGGGCGAUCCGGACCGCGGCGCCCAACAGGGCAUCGCCCCUGAGGGUGGCACUGACCCAGAUGGCGGCCUUGACCUGGAGGAGUUUAUCCUCUACCUGCAGGAGCGGGAACAGCGCCUUCUACUUCUGUUCCACAGUCUGGACCGGAAUCAAGAUGGUCAGAUUGAUGUCUCUGAGAUCCAACAGAGUUUCCGAGCCCUGGGCAUUUCCAUCUCGCUGGAACAGGCAGAGAAAAUCCUGCACAGCAUGGACCGUGAUGGCACCAUGACCAUUGACUGGCAGGAGUGGCGUGACCACUUCCUGUUGCAUUCGCUGGAGAACGUGGAAGAUGUGCUGUAUUUCUGGAAGCAUUCCACGGUCCUGGAUAUUGGCGAGUGCCUCACUGUCCCAGAUGAGUUCUCAGAGCAGGAGAAACUGACUGGCAUGUGGUGGAAGCAGCUGGUGGCGGGCGCAGUGGCGGGGGCCGUGUCCCGGACAGGCACAGCCCCUCUGGACCGCCUCAAGGUCUUCAUGCAGGUCCACGCCUCCAAGACCAACCGGCUGAACAUCCUGGGGGGCCUCUGGAGCAUGAUCCAAGAGGGGGGCGUGCGCUCCCUGUGGCGUGGCAACGGGAUUAAUGUGCUCAAGAUUGCACCUGAGUCGGCAAUCAAGUUCAUGGCCUAUGAGCAGAUCAAGCGGGCCAUCCGGGGGCAACAGGAGACCCUGCAUGUGCAGGAGCGCUUUGUGGCUGGCUCCCUGGCUGGCGCCACAGCCCAGACCAUCAUCUACCCCAUGGAGGUGCUGAAGACACGGCUGACCCUUCGCCGGACGGGCCAGUACAAGGGGCUGCUGGACUGUGCGUGGCAGAUCCUGGAGAGAGAAGGGCCCCGUGCCUUCUACCGUGGCUACCUGCCCAACGUUCUGGGUAUCAUCCCCUAUGCGGGCAUCGACCUGGCCGUCUAUGAGACCCUGAAGAACCAGUGGCUCCAGCAGUAUAGCCACGACUCAGCUGACCCGGGCAUCCUCGUCCUCCUGGCCUGUGGCACCAUCUCCAGCACGUGCGGCCAGAUAGCCAGCUACCCACUGGCCCUGGUCCGGACCCGCAUGCAGGCCCAAGCCUCCAUUGAGGGAGCCCCCCAGCUCUCCAUGCUGGGUCUCCUCCGUCACAUCUUAUCCCAGGAGGGCGUGCGGGGCCUCUACCGGGGCAUUGCCCCCAACUUCAUGAAGGUUAUCCCUGCUGUGAGCAUCUCCUAUGUGGUCUACGAGAACAUGAAGCAGGCCCUGGGGGUCACGUCCAGGGUCCCAGAUCCUGCUGCUUCAGCUCCCCAAUUCCCACAUUUCAAGCAUCAUUCCCUCAACACCCCCAACCAUGGACUCCAGAUUCCCAAGCCCUCAUCUUCCAGAUCCUCACUCCUCAAACCACAUUCUCGAGAACCCGAUGGCAGAGGAGCAGUUCCAGGCGACUACAACUGUAGGACCCCAGAUCUCUGGACUGCAGGCACUGGACAUUGAAACUUCACCCAUAAGAGGUGGACCCUGCCACCUCUAGGCACUGGGUGCCAACCCCUUAACACCUGAUCUCUGACCUGAACCCUCCCAGGCACUGGACCUUGAAAACCCAGAGCCCCCAGCUAGCUCCCACUAGGCCAGUCAGCACCCUGGAUCCCACACACCCCUGUUCCAGACACAUACCAGAGACCUUCCCCCAUGGCAGAAACCCCACAGUCUAUGGAGCCUGCAGGAAGCCCAGGUCCCAGGCUCCCAGCUUGAAAACCUACAGGAUGUGCCCACAGUCCUGACACAGCUGACGCUGGCAAGGGGAGGAGACAUCCCUCCCAGGCCCUGCAGAGACGCUGGACCCCCAGCUCCCUAGCAUGGACAUGCCCCUAGGCCUGGGGAAGGGCCGAGGUGGGGGGAAGGGCGUGCUCAAAUGCUCCUCCAGCACUCUGUUGGUCUCACAUCCUCUUCCCACCUAUAGGCUGAUCACAAUCCCCAGAGCCUGGCUCCCUCUCUCUUAGGGCCAGCAAGCAGGCAAUCUGAAGCUGGGAACACAUGAAGGGGACCCCACACGCACACACAUCCCAGCACUGCCAGCCCCUCCCCAGGCUUCAGAGUUGGAAACCAAGGAUGCAAAACAAAGCCCCAACCCCCUAAGCCCCCAAAUUCACUCCAGGUCUAUUUUUCUACCAGAGAGGAGUUGACAACCCAUCCCCCCUACUUACCCCAGCCCCCCACCCUGUACAUUCUGCACUUUAUAUUUGGAUGCUGAGCUUAGUAUCAUUGGGGAACCCCUCUCCAUUCCUUCCAAGUCCUUGGGGAACCCCAUUCAAGGACUGUGAAAGAGGAACUGGGAUGUUUGGGAGAUGGGAGGACCCACUCCCCUAAUGCUUCCACCUCCUCCACCUACAUUGCGCCCCACCUCCCUGCCUGUGCCCUGCCUGUGUGUGUUAUUUCAAAAGAAAAGAACAAAGGAAUACAUUUUCUA